AUUUAUCCAAAGUCUCAAAGCGAUAAAAAAAAUAAAAGUCGCCAUUUUUGAUUGUAUUUCGUCUUUUAAUCGUUUCUCCAAUUUAAUGUAAAAAUUUCAAAUAAUAUUACGCCUAGUUAUAUUGAGUAGAACAAUUAACUCGUUAUAUUACAAUGCCAGGUGCUAAUUGAAAGUUUGCAACAGAUUUUCUACCUUCUUUUCGUAGUAGUCUCACUGCCAUUACAAACGAACACCAUGUCGGCACACGAGCAAAUGAGGGCAAUGUUGGAUCAAUUAAUGGGUACAGCAAGAAAUGGUGAAAGUGAUAGACGUGGAGUUAAAUUUUAUGAUGACGCUGUUUGCAAAUCCUUUUUAUUACAAUGUUGUCCCCAUGAAAUCCUAUCUUCUACGCGAAUGGAUUUAGGUGAGUGUCCAAAAAUACAUGAUCUGGCUCUUCGUGCUGAUUAUGAGUUAGCCUCCAAAACCAAAGACUAUUUCUAUGAUAUUGAUGCUACAGAACACUUAGAGGCAUUUAUAGCUGACUGUGAUCGUCGCACAACUGCUGCCAAACAACGUCUGGCCGAAACUCAAGAGGAACUUUCCGCCGAAGUAACUGAAAAAGCUAAUGCAGUGCAUGAAUUGGCUGAGCAAAUUGGUCAGAAGUUGGCGCGCGCUGAAGCUCUCGGCGAAGAGGGUAUGGUUGAAGAAAGUUUUAAACUUAUGGGAGAGGUUGAAGAGUUACGUAAAAAGAAAAUGGUAGCAGAACAGGAUUAUAGAAAUUCAAUGCCCGCUUCAUCAUAUCAACAACAGAAAUUACGCGUAUGCGAAGUAUGCUCUGCGUAUUUGGGCAUUCAUGACAACGACAGACGACUCGCUGAUCAUUUUGGAGGAAAACUUCAUCUCGGUUUUAUUACUAUUCGAGAGAAAUUAGCAGGCUUGAAGAAAACAGUAGAUAAGAGACGCGAUGAACGAGGAGCGUCGGAGCGUGAGCGAAGCGGGGGUGGUGGCGGGGGGCGUCGCCACUACGUGGGCGGGCGGGAACUAGACCGCCGCGCCCGCCGCCAUCGCGAGACGGCGCGAGAUCGCGAUCGCAAUAAAGACUCCGAUCGUGACCAGCGGGGCAAGGAGAGGGAACGUGACCGUGAUCGCGAGCGCGAUAGGAGGCGCAGUAGGUCGCGGAGCAGAAGUAAACGUGAAGGGUCCCGAGAGCGGUCCCGAGGCCGUGACCGUGACCGCGAGCGGGAAUCGCGCCGCAGUCGUUCUCACCGCUCGGGAUCACGUGAACGACGCAGGGAUUGAACGCUUCAUAACAUAUACUACUCUGUUUUCAUUUAAAAUCAUCAUAACAUUUGAUGCUUGAAAUUCGUAUACCGAAUACAUAGAUAUAAACUUAUGAUGUCAAACUGAAUUGUAACAAUUAAAUUUAUCCAUCCAUCGUCUUGAAUAGUGUAUAAAUUAGAAAAAGUCUAAAUGUUUGGUUAUUACAAUGUAUGAUCUGUUUUUUCUGGAUAUAUUUAGUGAACAAUUUUGGCAUAUUUUUUACUAAAAUAUGAAGAAAAGUAUAGCAUAUUAUAGUCUGAAUUUUAUUUGUACGUAGAGAUAGCUAUUGUUCAAUCCGAGCAAAGUUAGAAUCGGGGCGCUAACAAUAAAUUAAACGUAUUAUUUUAUUAAUAUGCAAUGUCUCAUCUUAAUUAACUCAACAUUUAUUUUUGUAGUUAUUUCAAUGUACCUUACAUUCCAAAAUUGUUUAUUACUUAUGUCAGGUAACAUAAACGUAAUUAAAUGCAAUUGAUAAAGCAGUUUCGAAGUAAGAGCCGCCUCGAAUAUAGGCAUUAUUUGCUUUUGAUGAUUUUAUUGACUAGUUGGUAUUGUAAUUCUUAGUACCUACGUGAUAUGUGAACGACCACUAAAGGCCGCUUUUUUUGUAAAGGUUCAUUGAAAAUAGGCAGAAUCAUUUAAAAA
Achroia grisella is the source of this 1941-nucleotide messenger RNA. Its product is annotated as putative RNA-binding protein Luc7-like 1. NCBI's taxonomy places the organism in Eukaryota, Metazoa, Arthropoda, Insecta, Lepidoptera, Pyralidae. The transcript is spliced from 7 exons. Gene Ontology annotation, cellular component: U1 snRNP; U2-type prespliceosome. The record is from RefSeq and is a predicted model, not a curated record. Gene Ontology annotation, biological process: mRNA splice site recognition. Gene Ontology annotation, molecular function: mRNA binding. Bases 235 to 1278 code for a protein of 347 amino acids.